Molecule: messenger RNA, 1116 nt
Organism: Salmo salar (Atlantic salmon)
Lineage: Eukaryota; Metazoa; Chordata; Actinopteri; Salmoniformes; Salmonidae
Biological process (GO): negative regulation of apoptotic process; protein autophosphorylation; regulation of mitotic cell cycle
Cellular component (GO): cytoplasm
Molecular function (GO): ATP binding; protein serine/threonine kinase activity
Source: RefSeq, a predicted model, not a curated record
GAGGCCUCACACACAGAGGCCUCACACACACAGGCCUCACACACACAGGCAUCACACACAGAGGCCUCACAGGCAUCACACACACAGAAAAGGACCAAACACACUCCUAACGCACACCAGGAUAAACAGAUACCUCAGAACCAGGACCGACACACACCUCGGACUCAGAACCAGGACCGACACACACCUCGGACUCAGAACCAGGACGGGAGCCUGGAUAGCACAGGCUCACCAACCCACAUACACAGAGAGAGGUUCGAGGAGCUCUAUGUGAAAGGAGAACUGAUUGGACACGGAGGCUAUGGGAGUGUCUAUGCCGGGUUCAGGAAGACAGACAACCAACCGGUGGCGCUGAAGUUUGUGGACCAGAGGAAGAUAAAGAUGUGGGCUAAAAUGUCGGAGAGCAAAGAUGUGUUGCCAUUGGAGAUCGCGUUGCUGCAGCAGGUGUGUCGCGUGCCCAGGUGUAGAGGCGUGGCCCAACUCCUUGACUACUAUUGGAUGCCAGGGCCAGAGGGGGCAGGCAUAUAUCUGCUGGUUCUAGAGCGUCCAAUCCCCUGCUUGGAUCUCUUUAAUUAUAUGCAGGAGGGGAGUGGCUACUUGGAGGAAGGGAUGGCACGUCACGUGAUGCAGCAGGUGGUGUCUGCUCUGCUCCACUGCCACUCCAGGGGCGUGGUCCACAGAGACCUGAAACCUGAGAACAUCCUGGUCCAACUGACCAAUCACAACGUCCUGCUGCUGGACUUCGGCUCCGCCUCUGUACUCAAGGAGGGAGAAUACACCGACGUGGCAGGUACACCUGAGUAUCUUCCUCCAGAGACAGUAUUGAGAGGGGAGUACUUUGCUGUUCCGGCCACCGUCUGGUCGCUGGGAAUAGUGCUUUUCCAGAUGGUGUGGGGUGAUGUCCCUUUCUACAGUGACGCAAGCAUCGUCAAAGCAACCCUCUACUUUCCACGUGGAAUAUCCAGAGAUUGCCGUCACCUGAUUCGCCGGUGCCUCGCUGUCAGUCCUGAUGACCGGCCAACCCUGGAGCAGAUACAGCGACAUCCCUGGAUGCAAUAGAAUAGACUAUAUUUCAUCUGUAACGUCCUAAAUAAACAUCGGCAGCAUUCCUAUUCA